Molecule: messenger RNA, 1951 nt
Organism: Drosophila ananassae
Lineage: Eukaryota; Metazoa; Arthropoda; Insecta; Diptera; Drosophilidae
Gene: nemy
Product: plasma membrane ascorbate-dependent reductase CYBRD1
Exons: 6
Coding region: 429-1301 (290 amino acids)
Molecular function (GO): oxidoreductase activity
Source: RefSeq, a predicted model, not a curated record
GGCGGCCAGGCAGUUCGUUUGGAGCUAUCGUGGAGUUCGGACGUGGUCGAGCGGAGCGCGUAUAUCCAUCCCAAUCCGAGUGGCCGGUCUGCGUGUGUGUCUGCCUGUUUGUUUUUCCACCGCAUCCGUCAGAUACACCAUUCCAUUACCCAUCUCCGUGUGCAUCUUCGCCGGAGGGAUGCAUAAUUCGCUGCUCGUUUUCGGAUUCGGGCAAAUGAAUUAAUUGUGGAAAAUACAUAGUUAAAUUCCAGCUCGUUGAAGCGGCAACCAAUCUAAUUAGGCAUACCAUAUAUAAACCCGACUUUGGCCGAGAGUGGCUGCAUAAUUGAGUAAUUAAGUUUUGCAGUGAACAAGGGCUUUUGGCACUGCACACAAUCGAAAGUAUCUUGGGUGAAAAGCGCAGCAGCAUCACAAUUGAUUGCUUUCACAUGGAUACGAACUCGGUGAGUCCGUUGCCACCGAUGGAGGCACCCAUGGCCAUGUUGGACAGCGAAAAGACGCCACCAGGAACCCCUAAUGGCGAGAUGCCACCACCACCCGAUGAAAAGCGCUAUGAGGAGGAUCCGGACAAUGCCUGGAACUGCUGUUCCUGGUGCGAGUACUUGCUGAUUGUUAUCCUGUCCACCAUCCUGCUGGUGGGUGUCCUGGUCCUGACCCUCUUCUGGGUGAUGUUCUACAGGGAUGGCUUCGCCUGGUCGGAGAGUCCCAAGCAGCAGUUCAACUUGCAUCCCAUUUUGAUGAUUGCAGGAUUCGUGACUUUGUCAGGAUUUUCCAUUUUAAUCUAUCGCCUGUGUCGAUGCGUGAAACACAUCUAUGUGAAGCUCAUCCACAUGUUCUUCCAUGCCGUGGCUAUUCCGUGCAUCGCCCUCGGAUUCCUCGCCGUCUUCGACUCCCAUGACGCUCUGCAGAAGGUGAACUUCUACAGUCUCCACUCUUGGCUGGGUCUCGUGACAAUGGGCAUGUUCGUGCUCCAGUUUGUGAUUGGCUUCUUCAGUUUUCUGGUGAUGCUCUGCUGUGAGAACAAGACAUACAGCUGCCGCUCCGCCAUGGUGCCGAUCCACGCCAGUCUGGGCCUGGCCAAUUUCUGGCUAGCCAUUGCCACAUCCGUCACGGGACUGAUCGAGAAGGAGCGCGAAACCGUCAAGGAAACGAGCGUGAGUUCCGAGAAUAAGCUUGUGGAGCACUAUAUUACCAGUGCCAUUGGUAUCACCCUGAUCUUCAUCGGCAUCAUUGUCACCUUUGCCGUGCGGCGUUCCAAUGCCCCCGCUUCGGCGAAGGUCUACGUGACCGAACGCAUUUAGAUGGGCCGUCCGGCUCGUCGGAGUCUCCGUCAGCGGCUGGGAUCCACCACCACGGCCAGGACGGGAAGCGAGUCGCAGCAUGUGUAUCCGAGGAUCGAAUGGGGCUCUGGACCUCCGGAUCUCGGGCCAAAAGACUACCGGGAAGAACGAAAAAGGAAACAAAAACAAACACAGAAUCGGAUCAUCCAAGUGGCCCAAUCGCCGCCGCCGGCAGGCUUAGCACAGAGAGAUCACGCUUCUGCAUCUCUAUCCGAACCUUUUGUAACGUUUUAUAUGCCAAAUUAAAACCUUUUAAAAAUCGUAAAUCAAAAGAAUCACUUAGGCUACUACUAUACUAUCGCGCUAAUCAAAAACUUGACUACUCCUUCCCUUUUCAACUUCUCAGUAGAUGUGUAGGAUUAGGAAUCUCAGAAUAAAAGAAGAGCCGCCGACCAAGCCAGCAAAUCUAAUCAAAAUUAACGUGUUCAGUCUUAAGGACUUACUCUGAUGCAUUACGCACAUACAUACUACAUAAAUUAUAUACAGAUAUAAAGGAUUAGCCAGUUUUUUCGGUACUAUCUAUAGUAGAAUUUUGAUAUAAGCCCAUGUAACUAGUGUAUGUAUUUCUACCACAUAACGCAUUAAAUAUACGCACUCGAACUCAAAAUGUA